Fomitiporia mediterranea MF3/22 is the source of this 751-nucleotide messenger RNA. RefSeq lists its product as uncharacterized. The coding region runs from base 143 to 751 and encodes 202 amino acids. NCBI's taxonomy places the organism in Eukaryota, Fungi, Basidiomycota, Agaricomycetes, Hymenochaetales, Hymenochaetaceae. Gene Ontology annotation, molecular function: ATPase binding; ATP-dependent peptidase activity; serine-type endopeptidase activity. The transcript is spliced from 8 exons. The record is from RefSeq and is a predicted model, not a curated record. Gene Ontology annotation, biological process: protein quality control for misfolded or incompletely synthesized proteins. Gene Ontology annotation, cellular component: endopeptidase Clp complex.
GUAUGCACGACAAGUGCCACGAACUGCAAGGAGCUUCAGAUUACAAUCAAGGAGUUUUAUUGGUCUAUCUGCAAGUGCACGGACACCUUCACUAGACUCAAGCUCAGGAUGGACAGAACCAACUUCAUAUGACUUGGUGCCGAUGGUUAUUGAGCAGUCUGGUCGAGGUGAACGCUCCUUCGAUAUAUUUUCUCGCCUACUGCGAGAACGAGUGGUCAUGCUUCACGGUCCUAUACGGGAUAGCAUGUCCGCCGUAGCAGUUGCCCAACUACUCUUCCUCGAAGCAGAGGACGCAACAAAACCAAUUCACAUGUAUAUCAACUCACCAGGUGGGAGUGUAACUGCGGGACUCGCUAUUUAUGAUACAGUACAGUAUGUCUCGUCGCCGAUACACACCUAUUGUGUUGGACAGGCUUGCUCGAUGGGUUCAUUGCUCCUCGCCGCAGGGGAGAAGGGUAAAAGACAUUCUCUACCACACGCCAGUAUCAUGAUCCACCAGCCAUCUGGUGGAGCAUCCGGCCAAGCAUCCGACAUAGCGAUCCACGCACGCGAGAUUCUACGUGUCCGAGAAGUCUUGACGCAGAUUUACCAACGGCAUUGUGCGAAGGAAGGAGAAGACGUUAAGGACGGACUUUCACGAUUUGAGAAAGCACUGGAGCGGGAUUACUUUAUGACUGCGAAAGAGGCACUAGAUUUUGGAUUAGUAGAUAGUAUACUAGAAAGACGACCUGUCUCUGAGACAGAUAAAUAA